Messenger RNA from Phytophthora infestans T30-4, 459 nucleotides. RefSeq lists its product as uncharacterized. The record is from RefSeq and is a predicted model, not a curated record. Bases 1 to 459 code for a protein of 152 amino acids. NCBI's taxonomy places the organism in Eukaryota, Oomycota, Peronosporomycetes, Peronosporales, Peronosporaceae. The transcript is spliced from 3 exons.
AUGCAGCAGGACGCUUCCAAUGACUUCUGCGCUGAGCGUGUGCAGCUGAUUUCCAAUCGUAAUCAUCUUGGCUGGGACACAUCCGCCGGCCUAUACCUCGAGAACGUGCUGGAUAAUAAGGACGACGCUCUACAGAAACAGAAGAUCAAUGCCUGGAUGGCCAUGGACACGUUAUUCGUCUACCUGUACGUACGACCUGGUGCAGCACCGCGUCAUGUUCCAGGUGAUCGCCUUCCGCUCCUUUGCCAUAUCUUUUCGCUGGUUUUCGUGUCUGGUUCCAGUCCGAUCCAAAGCACGUGGGUCGUGUGUCAGUUCGGCGUCAUGAUCGUGAUCGCCUUCCCACAAACUUUCUGGCCACCUGGAACGUGUACCGCAGUCAGUGGUUCUGGCUCGGUAUGCCUCUCCUCGAUGAGUUCCCCAACAGUAUCGCCGACUUCAUUGCCACUCUGUUCGUCGUAA